This is a messenger RNA of Suillus clintonianus, 1299 nucleotides long. RefSeq lists its product as uncharacterized. The coding region runs from base 1 to 1299 and encodes 432 amino acids. The record is from RefSeq and is a predicted model, not a curated record. The transcript has 3 exons. Lineage: Eukaryota; Fungi; Basidiomycota; Agaricomycetes; Boletales; Suillaceae.
AUGAGUUCUAACCACACCCAACUAGUCCUUCUCCGAAAGCUGUCCAAGGUGGCUAUCAAGGGUGCGGAGUAUGACUCCCCUGAACGCCUGCUGCCUCCGAGAUGUUUGGAAGGGACCCGAGAGGACCGUCUCGAGGACAUCUACAAAUUGCUAGACAACCGAGAUAAGAGUCGACUGAUUUGGCUACAUGGCGCAGCAGGUGUCGGAAAGUCUGCUGUUGCUUUCACUGUAGCCGAAAGAAUGAGAGGUCUAAAAGUGACACCACGGACGAAUGAAAAGCGGCUCGCGGGGACAUUCUUUUUCUCGCGAAAACACACAAAACGCUGCACCACCGGUUAUUUCUUUGCAACACUCGCCUAUCAACUUGCCACCAAUUUUGCCAGCAUUCGAAAGGACGUGAACCAAGCUAUCCGCGAGAAUCCUGCGCUUCUAGACCCCGAUAAGUCUCUUCACGACCAGAUGCAAUCGCUCUUUGUCCAACCUCUCCAGAGGCUUUACUUCAGGCUGCGCGAGUGCCCGCCUUUGGUGUUCGUUGUUGAUGCCUUUGAUGAAUGCAGACCCGAGACCGUCGCUGAUCUCAUCUCCCUGCUUGGCCAAGCUCUUCGUCAACCCAAUCUUCCCGUGGUCCACAUCCUACUCACAAGCCGUCCGGAAGAGCAUAUUCGUAGAGCCAUCCACAAAGCCGAGAUGCGCGAGAUACCGGAGAAAACUUCUGCGGAGAGUGUUACUACCACCAUCUCAUUAGAGGGUGCGGAUGUUGACAAUGACAUUUAUAUAUUCUUGCAGCAUUCCUUUAAAGAGCUGGAACGUCAGCAUCCUGAUUUUCCUCAGCCAACAGCAGAUGAACUUGCGCAGCUGGUGAGCCGAGCGGGCAGACGUUUCAUUGUAGCAUCCACGAUGAUUAACUUCAUCAAUGGUCAAGACGAUGACACCCGCGACCGGCUUCAGCUCAUACUCGACUUGACAAGUGAAAUGCUACCACGCACGGAGGUGUACAAGUUAUAUGAUUGCAUCCUCUCCACAUGUGCGGACCCCAAGCGGGCAUACCUGCACUUGUCCGUCGUCGCUGCCCUCGUAGACCCUCUGCCGAUCUCGGAAAUCUCGAAACUUCUUGGUCCUGGCCAGGGCAAUCAUGUUGAGACAACACUGUUGCAGCUACGGUCUAUCAUGGAUAUCCCCGCCGAUAGCAGUCUCCCCGUGAAUAUCUACCACUCCUCUACCCCUCAAACUGCAAUCUUCAUCAAGAACGAUGCAUCACGUCACCCCACUCCCUACUCGCUCGUUGUUCUUUGGGAUUGA